Fusarium coffeatum is the source of this 504-nucleotide messenger RNA. RefSeq lists its product as uncharacterized. The transcript has a single exon. The record is from RefSeq and is a predicted model, not a curated record. Lineage: Eukaryota; Fungi; Ascomycota; Sordariomycetes; Hypocreales; Nectriaceae. The coding region runs from base 1 to 504 and encodes 167 amino acids.
AUGAACCCAGUGACCGAGUUAUCAAACUCAAACCUCAUCAAAAUGGCAAUCACAGAUAAAAUCCACCCAAUCUACACCCUCUGGUUCCUCUGGAUAGACCCCGCCCUGACCAUAAUGGGCAUGUGGGUAAACUUCCUCGACCACAGCCUCGCCCUCCAAGCCUUCUUCACCACGCGCCCCCCAGCCGCACCCUUUGCGCCAUUCCUCUACCAGAUUGCCGGUAUGGGCACAUCAUACCUAAUAAUCCAGCUGACAUUAUUACGGUACACGCACGAUGUGAAUAUCUGGAAGAUGGUACAGGGCGCGAUUCUCCCAGCGGAUUUUACUAUGCUUACGGCUGUUUACGUGGGCCUCAAAAUGGAGAAUAAUCUUGCGCUGAGUGGUUGGCGCUGGGAGGAUUGGUUUAGUGUUAUUGUCACAGGGAUUUGUACGGUUUUGAGGAUUGCUUUUGUGCUUGGCGUCGGUGUCAAGGAUGACAGAAGCCGAAGGGCCAAGAGGGUUUAG